AUGCCCCGUCUGUUCCCACGCCUGACGGCCACCCGGCUCCAAGCAACCACCUACCUUCUCGGCAUAGCCCUCUUCAGUAUCGCCUUCCUCGUCUUCCUCAACAGCAGCAUCUCGUUCGUUGUUACGGAUGUCAUUGGGCAAAAGAAGGGCGUGGGAGAUGCAGUAGGGACACUCGGCUUUGCGGAUGAGCUACUGGCACUCGUUGCGUGUCCGAUUUGGGGCCUACUCAGUGAUCGGAUUGGCGUACGCAUUGUGGCGGUCGUUGGCUACUGCAUUGUGGGUUUGAGCUUGAUCUGCUUGGUGCAGAGUCAGAACGUCUACCCCGACCUGCUGGUGGCAAGGCUGGGCUUCAGCAUUGGAGGUGCGGCCUGCUCUACGAUGGUAACCGCAGUGCUGCCCGCUAUGGUAGCGAAGAGGAUGACCAAAGAGGACGAUGAGCCCAAUAUCCAGGAGCGAGCGCUAGCGAAUGGAUACGCGGGAAGGCUGCAAGAAGAGGAGAGGGCGGCUAGGAGAGACAGCAUCGGUCAUGGUGCCACUCCCAGUGUGAGCAGUGAGCUCACCAUCACUCCAAACCGAUAUGUUUCCCGGUCUCAGACAAGACGACAGGCCAGCGGAUCGGGGAGCGAUCAAAAGAAGGACACAGACGAAGAAAGCUAUGCCGGUACAUCGCAGCUGGCGGGCUUCGUGGGCUUCUUCACUGGUGCAGGCGCUCUCCUCGCUCUCGUCAUCUUCCUCCCGCUACCGGCGCACUUCCAGGACGAAGGUCGCAGUCCAGCUCAAAGCUUGCAGAUCAGCUUCUAUAUUGUCGCUGCCAUUGCGUUCUGCGUCGCGAUCUUCAUUUUCUUCGGACUCCGCAACCUGCCUGGGGAAGAAGAGAAGAGCAUCAAUCACCUCUGCGACAGACCGUACGACGAGAGUACCAAGUUGGACUCCCAAGGCAACCUCCACACGACACUGAUACCGACGCCUUCGUACUUAGAACUUGUUAAAGACGCUUUCCUGCUCGGUCUGACGGACUCAACAAUCUUCUUGGGCUACCUCGGCGGCUUUGUCGCUCGCGCCUCCUCAGUUGCGAUCAGCCUCUUCAUCCCAUUCUUCGUCAAUGCGUACUUCACUCGGACAGGCAAAUGUCGCUCGAACCCAGACAACCUUCCUGACAUCAAGGAGAACUGCCAGAAAGCGUACCUUCUCGCCUCAGCGCUCUCUGGCAUAGCAGAAACAGCAGCGCUGCUCUGUGCACCCAUCUUCGGCUGGCUCGGGGGCAGAGUUGCGAAAGGAGCGAGCGAGUGGCCUUUGCUUGGUGCCGCCGCGGUUGGUGUGGGAGGUUACGUUGCGUUCGGGAUGCUCAGGAACCCAGAUCCGUUCCAUGGCGAUGGAGGUCAGUGGGCGUUCAUUGCAGUUAUCCUCAUAGGCAUCAGCCAGAUUGGCUCGAUCGUCUGCUCACUUAGUCUGCUCGGCCGUGGUAUCAACGAAGGCGGUGACAGCAGAGCGCAGCCAGCGGACACCGCACCCCAAGAACGGUUUGGCGCUAUGGAAGGCUCGGAAGCUGCGCCAUUGCUCCCAGGAGCACCUGAAGAGAAGGCCAAGAAGGACCGCUCCCGGCUCAAAGGCUCGAUUGCAGGCAUGUACAGCUUCGUCGGUGGAGCAGGAAUCCUGCUGUUAACCAAGCUCGGGGGUGCGCUGUCGGACUCGUGGACGGCGGGAGCGCCAUUCUUCAUGAUGGCGAUCUUCAAUGCCGUACUGCUGGUCGCUGUGGUCGGCGUUGCUGUCGGAAAGGCUGCAUUGCGGCGGGAGGAGGCCAGAGACCGGGGCUGA
Molecule: messenger RNA, 1815 nt
Organism: Saxophila tyrrhenica
Lineage: Eukaryota; Fungi; Ascomycota; Dothideomycetes; Mycosphaerellales; Extremaceae
Exons: 1
Coding region: 1-1815 (604 amino acids)
Biological process (GO): transmembrane transport
Molecular function (GO): transmembrane transporter activity
Source: RefSeq, a predicted model, not a curated record